ACAAAAUCGUGAAAAUAUCUCUGAUUCUUGAUGAGCGAUCGCGGUCAGAGAAGAGGACGUCGACUAGAACAUCAAGAAGGUGUAGCUUUAGCUACUGAACAUAGACGACUACAGCAACAACAAAUAAAACAUCACAGAGAUGAGCAACAACAGCAACAUCCAGCGCAACGUGAUAAACGACGACAACCAGAACAAGGACAACAGCUGCAAACGUGCAAACGUUUCAAACAACAACAGAAAGAACAACGCGAUGAGAGAUUGCCUCGUUAUGAACAACGUGAUGAGAGAUUGUCUCGUUAUGAACAACGUGAUGACAGAUUGCCUCGUUAUGAACAACGUGAGGAGAGAUUGCCUCGUUAUGAACAACGUGAUGAGAGAUUGUCUCGUUAUGAUCAACGUGAGGAGAGAUUGCCUCGUUAUGAACAACGUGAUGAGAGAUUGUCUCGUUAUGAACAACGUGAGGAGAGAUUGCCUCGUUAUGAACAACGUGAUGAGAGAUUGUCUCGUUAUGAUCAACGUGAGGAGAGAUUGUCUCGUUAUGAUCAACGUGAUGAGAGAUUGUCUCGUUAUGAACAACGUGAGGAGAGAUUGUCUCGUUAUGAUCAACGUGAUGAGAUAUUGUCUCGUUAUGAUCAACGUGAGGAGAGAUUGUCUCGUUAUGAUCAACGUGAGGAGAGAUUGUCUCGUUAUGAACAACGUGAGGAGAGAUUGUCUCGUUAUGAACAACGUGAGGAGAGAUUGUCUCGUUAUGAUCAACGUGAGGAGAGAUUGUCUCGUUAUGAUCAACGUGAGGAGAGAUUGUCUCGUUAUGAUCAACGUGAUGAGAUAUUGUCUCGUUAUGAACAACGUGAGGAGAGAUUGUCUCGUUAUGAUCAACGUGACGAGAGAUUGUCUCGUUAUGAUCAACGUGAGGAGAGAUUGUCUCGUUAUGAUCAACGUGAGGAGAGAUUGUCUCGUUAUGAUCAACGUGACGAGAGAUUGUCUCGUUAUGAUCAACGUGAGGAGAGAUUGUCUCGUUAUGAACAACGUGAGGAGAGAUUGUCUCGUUAUGAUCAACGUGACGAGAGAUUGUCUCGUUAUGAUCAACGUGAGGAGAGAUUGUCUUGUUAUGAUCAACGUGAGGAGAGAUUGUCUCGUUAUGAUCAACGUGACGAGAGAUUGUCUUGUUAUGAUCAACGUGAGGAGAGAUUGUCUCGUUAUGAUCAACGUGAUGAGAGAUUGUCUCGUUAUGAUCAACGUGAUGAGAGAUUGCCUCUUUAUGAUCAACGUGAGGAGAGAUUGCCUCUUUAUGAUCAACGUGAUGAGAGAUUGUCUUGUUAUGAUAAACGUGAGGAGAGACUGUCUCGUUAUGAUCAACGUGAGGAGAGAUUGUCUCAUUAUGAUCAACGUGAGAAGAGAUUGCCUCUUUAUGAUCGACGUAAUGAGAGAUUGCCUCUUUAUGAUCAACGUGAUGAGAGAUUGUCUCGUUAUGAUCAACGUGAGGAGAGAUUGUCUCGUUAUGAUCAACGUGAGGAGAGAUUGCCGCGUUAUGAUCAACAUGAGGAGAGAUUGUCUCGUUAUGAUGGUGCAGCUUUUAGUAGAUCACAGGAAAAACCUUCUACACCACAAAACCUCCAGAAGACCCAACCAUCUAGCCCACCACAACCAGCACCUUCUGAAUCUUUAACACCACAAGUCCAAACUUCCCAGGGAGCAGUUAAACCUGACAGACCCAGUCAAAUAAAAACUGUUCCUCCCAAGUCCAGUAAAGGUGUGCUUAAGCCACCACGUCGACCAGAUGCAGGAGGUAAAUCGGGACGACGCAUUGACCUCAUAGUCAAUUUUCUUCCUUUUAAACUCACUACUGAGGAUAUUCAUCAUUAUCAUUCUGACAUCAAAGAAAAAGGGAAAAAAAGUGAAGAAGGAUUCACAAAGUCAGAUAGACCAAAAAUUCUACAGAAAGCUCAAGAAAUGUAUGACAAAGACAACCCAGAAGGUCCCAAGUGGGUGUAUGAUAAAAAUGGCAAGAAUAUCUAUUGUAGCAAAAAAAUUCCUGGUUUUGAGUCAGGUCGACAAUACACAGUACAGUUUAGGACAGAUAAUGGCAAAGAAAAAACGUUUAUUGUUGAUAUUAAAUGGGUUGCUUAUUGUAGCCUUUAUGAACUAAACGAAGCACUUGAAGGCCGACGUACUGAAAUACCUUAUCAUACUUUACAAGCAAUAGAAGUUGCUAUACAACAAAUGCCAAAAAUGAGAACAAUACAAGUUCGUUCUUCAUUUUUUGACAAUCCAAGUGGUGGUGAAAAAGAUCUUGGAGGAGGUAUACAAGCCUGGAAUGGUACAUUUCUCAGUAUUCGACCAACUCAGUGGAAAAUGAUGUUAAAUGUUGAUUUAAGUUCAACUGGUUUUUACAAAGCUCAACCUGUUAUCGACUUCAUGUGUGAAUUUCUUAAUUUAAGAAACUUACCUAGAUCGUUAGAUGCGAGGCAAAGAAUGAAAUUCGCAAAGGAGAUUAAGGCCAUCAAAGUGGAAACAACUCAUGUGAAAAGAAAGCAAAAGGCAGGUGGUCUCACCGACAGAUCAGCUAGAGAAGAGACAUUUCACUGUGAUGGUCGCAAAGUCACUGUGCUUGAUUAUUUUAAAAACACAUAUAAUAUAAGUUUAAAACACCCAGAUCUUCCAUGUGUGAAAGUUGGUCAAAAAGGAAAUCUCAUUCCAAUGGAACUUUGCCAUGUAGUCAGUGGCCAAAAGAAGCAGGGAAGGCUCACUGGACGGCAAACACAACAGAUGAUUCGUAGCACAACUAUUCCAGCACCAGAUAGAAUGCAAAAAAUUAUGGAAUUGAUUAGAAAACUUCGAUUUGAGCAAGAUCCUUAUUUACAUGACUUUGGUUUCAGCAUAGGUAAUGAACUUAUUGGUAUACAAGGUCGAGUCCUAGAUCCUCCUUCCAUGAUGUUUGGCCCUAUUAAUCGACCGAGCCAAGAGUUGCGUAGAGAUGGUGCAUGGAAGAUUACAAAGAAAAUGCUCGACCCUAAGGAAUUAAGGGAAUGGGCACUGAUUUCUUACAAGAAAAGACAACCAGGUCGUGGAAGAGGUCCAGACCAUUUAGACAACCAAGGUAUGGGUAAUCUUAUCCACUAUUUAAUAGAGGUUGGCCGCGAGAAAGGUGUAAAUGUUGAAGAUCCAUGUCAUGUGUCACUGGAAACUGACUUAAAUGGGACUGACAAGUUGUUUGGUCGCCUGAAAGCUUGGUAUCGCAAGCUGCAGUUGAUAGUUGUUGUCUUACCAGUGGAUGGAGAUGAUUUCUACGAAGAAGUGAAGCAUUGUGGUGAUGUUGUCCAUGGAAUCAUCACACAGUGUAUUAAAGUUGAGAAAGCUAGUAUUGAUUUCUCAGACUGGAGGAAUAGGGAAACGUUGGUUAAUUUGUGGCUUAAAAUGAAUGCCAAACUUGGUGGGACAACGUGUGCUUUGGAUAAGGCCAUGAAAUCUCCAAUUUUGAAACGACCUGUGAUCAUUUUUGGUGCUGACGUGACCCAUCCAGGUGCUGGGAAUAAAUCAAGUCCCUCAAUUGCUGCUGUUGUAGCCAGUAAAGACUCAUACCCAACCCUCUACAAUGCUGAGGUUCGUGUCCAAAAACACAGACAGGAAAUGAUUGAGGAUCUGAAAGAAAUGACAAAGGAAUUGUUGAAAAAGUUUAGACAAUCUACGAAAGCCAUUCCUGAAAAGAUUUUAUUUUAUCGAGAUGGUGUUAGCAGGGGUCAAUUUCAAGAUGUCUUGAUUAAGGAGUUAUCAGCCAUCCAAAGAGCUUGUCUUGAACUUCAACCAGGCUGGACACCUGCCAUAACCUUUAUUGUGGUCCAAAAAAGACAUCAUGCCAAAUUCUUUGCAACAGAUUCUAAAGAUCAAAAAGGCAAAAGUAGAAAUAUUCCAGCAGGUAAACAUGUUUUAAUUUAUGAUCACAACUUCUUGAAGGAAACAAAUGCAAAUUCUUGUGUUUUGUUUUUUAGGUACAGUCGUUGA
This is a messenger RNA of Xenia sp. Carnegie-2017, 3999 nucleotides long. Its product is annotated as protein argonaute-2-like. Lineage: Eukaryota; Metazoa; Cnidaria; Anthozoa; Malacalcyonacea; Xeniidae. Bases 31 to 3999 code for a protein of 1322 amino acids. The transcript has 2 exons. Gene Ontology annotation, molecular function: protein binding; RNA binding. The record is from RefSeq and is a predicted model, not a curated record.